GAAGGAUUUUGGCCCAAUCAAGGUCGGACAAUGGCGCCGUCAGGGAGACUUUAGUUUUGUUUAUGCCGCUGUGUUCUCAGAUUAACUGCUCUUUUCUUUCUUUGCUGGACUCCUCGGUAAAAGUGGUGGAUGUGGAUGUGAAGGAAGGCUUGUCCGCGGGGAUGAGUGAUCUGGGAUGAAAAGAUAAAUGACGGAUAAUGAUGAACUCGGUUUGGGAUCUUGCUCUCGGAUCCACUCCUGUCAAUAACCCCGGAGCUGCAGCUUCCAGAUCCGUGCAUGUUGAGCUCACAUCCCAGCAGAGGCGUUUGCGGCACCUGAGGAGCAUCGCCGCGAGGAACAUCGUGAACAGAAACCACUCUCCGCUGCUGGACACCUACUUCACGCUGCACCUGUGUUCAGACGAUCGCAUCUCUAGAGAUUUUUACAAGAGCGAGGUGAUCCGAGACUCGCUGAACCCGACAUGGCGCAGUUUGGACUUCGCCAUGCUGCCGGACCUGUUGGACACGUCUGUGUCGUGUUUCGUGGUUCGGAUUUGGGGCGGACGAGAAGAACAGUACCAACUGCUGAUAGAGUGGAAGGUGAACCUGGACGGCCUGAGAUACACCGGACAACAGAUCCGGUCUCGGUGUCCUAAUGAGAUCAUAUUUGGGCUGAAUGAUGGAUACUAUGCAGCAGAUCUGGAUCAGAAGGAGAACUCUGAGAGGAAGAAGAACUCGUUACUGCAGGUGGACCAGAGCUCUGUGAGGAACUCGUACAGCGUCUUCUCCCUGCUCAGACUCCACACGGCUCAGAAGGCGAUAAAGCAGACGCAGGUUACAGUUCAGAAAAUUGGGAAAGAGAUCGAGGAGAAGCUCAGAACCACAGCGGCCUGUACAGAACGGAAGAAGGAGCGAGAGUGUAUGCAGUUGCGUAUCGGUGUGUUACGAAGCGAGGUGGAGAGACAGAGGAAAGCUCUGCUGAGAGAGAGGGAGACGCUGCAGAAAGAGAGAGUGCUGCUUCAGAAGAAAGAGGAGGCGUUCAGCUGUAAACACAAGUCUCUGGACUCGGAGCGAGACACUCUCACUGAUCUACAGAAGGAGAGCACAGCUAAAAGAGAGCUGUUCCUGAAGUCCAGCGCUCAGCUCACCUUCCGAUGUCGUCAGCUCCUCUCUGAACUCUCCUACAUCUAUCCCAUCGACACGAACAAUCAGUCAGACUUUGUGAUCUGUGGUGUGAAACUGCCGAACUCUGAAGACUUUCAAGCAAAGGAUGAUGGGAGUGUGGCAGUCGCCCUCGGCUACACGGCACACCUGGUGCUGAUGAUUUCCUGCUUCCUGCAGAUUCCGCUCAGGUAUCCCAUCAUGCACCGGGGCUCUCGCUCGUCCGUCCGGGACACCAUCACCGACAAGCUCAGCGAGAAGGAGAGAGAGUUCCCUCUUUAUCCACGCGGAGAGAGAUUCCACUUCGAGUACGGUGUUUACCUGCUCAACAAGAACAUAGCUCAGUUGCGGUAUCAGCACGGUCUCUCCACGCCGGACCUGCGUCAGACUUUACCCAACCUCAAGCACUUUCUAGAACACGGGCUGCUGGUCAGAUGUGAUCGUCAUCACGUCUCCAGCUCAAUCCCGGUCCCCGUUAGAUCCCACCUGAGCGUCUCGCAGGUCACUUUCCCCGUCUCUCCGGAAGCGGACAAAAAGAAACGCAGGUCGCAAAAACUCUAUGAUCCGGUUGUGACCCCUCUCCCCGUCGCCAUGGCGACGCAGGAAGCUCCGCCCGACCCUCUGGACGUCAGCGUGGAGCUGGAGAAGCCGCUCGAGGCGGACAGACGAGCUGAAGAUGCAGGAACAUCAACACCGGAGCCGAGUACUGAACAGUAUGAUCCGGAUGAGGAGAAGAUUCCGGAGAGAGACCCGGAACUGCCCGGAGAACCGAGCGAGUCGGAAUGCGUGGAGGAAAAUUUGCAGCACCCGGGCGCCAUGAACGGUUCCGCCGGCGUUCCGGCCGGCGCCGAGGUGUGCUGCUCCGUGGAACAGGCCGAGGAAAUCAUGGGCACUGAGGCGAUGGGAUUAGGGUUAGGAUCGCGGGCCGAUGAGUUCCCGUGCAUCCCUGUGGAACACGCCGUGGCCGUAGAGUGCGACGAUCAGGUUCUCGGAGAACUGGAGAACUUUCAGGAGUUCUCAAAACGCAUCUAUGCUCUGAGCGAGAACCCGUCCUGCUUCAGACGGCCACGCAAGAACUCUGAUAAAUAACCAGAGGUCAAAGGUCACCAGGUAGGCCUUUACCUUCACACCUGACUGCAUUGAACAGACAUUACAUACAGAGGUAUAUUAUUAUUAUUAUUAUUAUUAUUAUUAUUAUUAUUAUUAUUAUUAGGAAAUAUCUGGAAUAUUUGCACUCUAACCCUUUCAAAUAAAAUAA
Messenger RNA from Pangasianodon hypophthalmus (striped catfish), 2397 nucleotides. It is a transcript of the gene uvrag, whose product is annotated as UV radiation resistance associated gene. The record is from RefSeq and is a predicted model, not a curated record. Gene Ontology annotation, cellular component: endosome; lytic vacuole. Gene Ontology annotation, biological process: SNARE complex assembly. Gene Ontology annotation, molecular function: SNARE binding. Lineage: Eukaryota; Metazoa; Chordata; Actinopteri; Siluriformes; Pangasiidae.